Eimeria maxima is the source of this 771-nucleotide messenger RNA. Its product is annotated as SF-assemblin, putative. The record is from RefSeq and is a predicted model, not a curated record. Gene Ontology annotation, molecular function: structural constituent of cytoskeleton. The transcript is spliced from 6 exons. Lineage: Eukaryota; Apicomplexa; Conoidasida; Eucoccidiorida; Eimeriidae. Bases 1 to 771 code for a protein of 256 amino acids.
AUGGCGAUGUUGCCAGACCUGAAGUCGGACCGGCUGCGAAUGCAGCUCAGUACUGUGGACGAAAGAUUCGCGGGCUUCAAGAACUCUAUUGCAGAUGACUCGCGCAAGAGGAAGCAGGUAGAUGAGCAGAGAUAUCAGGAAAUAAAAGAGUCGAUAUUAGCUGUAGAGAAGACGCUCAAUCAGGAGAUAAAGAGGAGAGUCGAUGCUAACAAGGCACUCCAACAGAUAUCGGAACAGAUGGCUAAUGAAAUGCUUGACAGGCUACAGCUGCGGAUAGUAAAGUACAUAGAGAGCCUCACGGUGUCAAUGGAUAUGCUGAUAACACGCUGCGAAGGCCUGGAAAAGGGGCUCGCCCAAAUGAAAGGAGACUUACCCAGCAAGCUUGAGCAAGAUUUCGCAGCCCUCCAACGUGAAGCAGCCGCCCUUCGUCAGGCAUUUGCAGCCGAAACAAAGAACAAGAAUGAACGUGAAAGUCUUGCAUGCAAGAAGCUGGGGGAAUUUCAACUUCUUGUAGACUCGAAGUUUGAGGCUGAGAUCGCAGUCAGGCAGGAACAGCUGAAUCUCAUCAAAAGAGAAGUUGAGAGGCUUGUCAAGGGAGACGACGCUCAUGAGCAAUUUCAUGCCUUCAUUAUGGAGGAGCUGAUGGCUCUAAAGAAUGGAUUGGCUUUAGCCACGCAAGCGCGAGAACAAUCAGACGACGAGAUUAUACAGGCGAUCAACCAGUACACAACAGCCCUUCAGAAGGGACUGCGGACAAUCAACACACUGUAG